AUGUCUAGAACAAAAAAUUAUAUUGUUCAUACCCAUUUUAAUGGAGAGACUUUCAUCUCUGAGAAAUCGGGUUUUGGGUUUCAAAAUACAGAUCUUACCCGAUUAACAAUGAGUAGAAAAGCAAAUUUUGUGCAUUUCAAAGAGCGCAUACAGUCGAAGAUAUUGUCUGGUCAAAUCUCUCAGAUCAUUUAUAGAAGUCCUGUUUUUUUUUACAACAAUCAGGUCAAGUAUUUUCAAGAGAAAAUACAAGACGACAGCGAUGUUGAUCAAAUGUUUGAUAGUCAUGAACACUCUGGGUUCGACUAUAUCGAGUUUUAUCUGUUACUCUGUCAAACUAAACAUGAGGUUGGCGAAACAACGGAUAUAGAUGAAAUUGAUGUUGUGGACAAGGAGGAAGAAGAUCCAGAGGCCAUGGUUGAUCAAAUGGUUAAUUUGUUCGGGACUGGGGACUACACUGCAAUGACUCCCCUGCAAGACAUAGAUGAAGAGGCCCUACCAUUAAAUCAAGUGUAUUGUCCUCCCCAACACAUGACGAACUUGCAAUUCAGUGGAGACGAUACUUCCUCAGAUUAUUUCUACAAUCCUUCUCAACAAAUUGAAGGUGUCUUGAAAGUCGGAAACCAGUACCGCACAAAAGAGGAGUGCAUGAAAGCCAUAAGAAAGUUUCAUAUGGAUAACUUUGUUGAUUUUUACAUCAAUCGGAACGACUCAAAACGCUAUGUCAUAGUUUGUCGUAACGCAAGUUGCAAGUUUCGGUUAGCAGCGUCCUAUCGGAAAAGAAGUGAUUGUUGGGAGAUAGGCUCGAUGGAUCCACCUCAUAGUUGCGCAACCAACAUCAAUCGGCAAGAUCAUGGAAAACUAAGCUCUCAAUUGAUAUCCCAAGAGAUUUUGCAUCUUGUGGGCGUAGAUCCAUCUGUGAAGGUGAGCACAAUUAUCUCUCAUGUUGUUGCACGGUUCAACUAUACCCCAUCGUAUAGGAAAGCUUAG
Molecule: messenger RNA, 987 nt
Organism: Lathyrus sativus (Indian pea)
Lineage: Eukaryota; Viridiplantae; Streptophyta; Magnoliopsida; Fabales; Fabaceae
Source: the annotation of a GenBank genome assembly